GACAUUUCAUUUCAUCAAAUUUGUAAUUUUCCUGAAUAAUAUUGAUAAUAAAAUAUAAUAUUAUGUCAUAAUUUUUUUCAAUUAUUAUUGAUAUGGGUCGUAGGUACUACUGUGAUUAUUGUGACAAAAGUUUCAUUGAUGAAUUAGAAGCAAGAAGAAAGCAUUUACAAAGCUCCCAUCACAUAAAAUUGAGGCAUAUGCACUAUGAAUCUUGUAGAGAGCCAGAGACUGUGUUGAAAGAGGAGCUGUUGAAAAUACCAUGUAGAAGAUUCUUCCAUUAUGAAGGAGGCUGCCCUUUUGAGGGGAUUUGUAGAUAUACUCAUUAUGCCCCAGAACAACUUUGUGAAAUAAGACAACAAGUUGAAUAUGCACAACAACUGAAAAGAAAAAAGUUGGAUGAAAUGCCUGAGGUGCCUUCUGUUGGUUCCUGGAUACAGAAAUACAAUGAGACCAGCAACAAAGAAGAUAGUAACAGGGUGCAUACAACAUGGACUUACCCUGAAAAUUUAGAAAAUAGGAUAGACCUGCCCCCUUCUAUGGUGAAGUUCAAACCAGAGCAUUUUUAUGAUGAUAAUUUUGAGGAGUGGGGUAAUUGAAAUGUCUGAAGCUUGUUAAUGAAUUAUAUUUUUGCAAUAGGUAUUUAUAGCAAGAUUCAUAACUACCUCCACAAUUAAAUCCAUUAAAGUGAAUC
Phaedon cochleariae (mustard beetle) is the source of this 691-nucleotide messenger RNA. The record is from the annotation of a GenBank genome assembly. Lineage: Eukaryota; Metazoa; Arthropoda; Insecta; Coleoptera; Chrysomelidae.